AUGGCAGGCUGGAGCUUCCCGUCUCCUCCGAGUCUUCCAGUGUUCCUCGCCAAGGAUAUCGAAGCUGUGUCGGACUGCAUCCUUGAGCACACGGCCGUCGUGAGCGGACCCUUCCCAGCCAGGAACGUUGCCCAACGCGUUCGCUUCACCCAUCUACUGGCCAAUGACCACGCAAUGGCAACUGCUUACUGUGGAAUGGAUGACGAUGCCAUGCGCUUUAUGGAGGAAGAAUGCGUCGCUUCGUGGUCAAGCGAUCACUACGACAGAUACGCAGAGAGCAAGGAUAGCGACAACUAUAGCGACGGCGGAGAGACCAAGGAGCACAGCAAGUUCAUCGAGGACGACGAGAACGACGAGACCAAGGGGAGCACGCCGCGAAACAACAAUGACGAGCACACGGCGGACAUGGACUACGCCGACAGCAAGUAG
This is a messenger RNA of Phytophthora sojae, 429 nucleotides long. RefSeq lists its product as hypothetical. NCBI's taxonomy places the organism in Eukaryota, Oomycota, Peronosporomycetes, Peronosporales, Peronosporaceae. The record is from RefSeq and is a predicted model, not a curated record. The transcript has 3 exons. Bases 1 to 429 code for a protein of 142 amino acids.